Messenger RNA from Setaria italica (foxtail millet), 1962 nucleotides. RefSeq lists its product as uncharacterized. The transcript is spliced from 8 exons. Bases 212 to 1237 code for a protein of 341 amino acids. Lineage: Eukaryota; Viridiplantae; Streptophyta; Magnoliopsida; Poales; Poaceae. The record is from RefSeq and is a predicted model, not a curated record.
UCCCCGACUGCCCACUCGCGGCCGCACCUGCGCCGGGGCGCCGCACAAACACAAAACCCUACAUCUCGACAUCUCGCAGUCCGGUGGCAGCGACAAGCUAGUCUUGCGGGCGUACGUCGGCGGCGUCACGGUUGACGGCGACUCCGGCCUGCGGGGUGGUCGGGGACGCGUCUUACGACUAGCUAGUGAUUCAUCGAGGGGAAGUUGCGCGAUGACUGCAAAGACCCUGCGGAACAAGGGGGGGACUACUGAUUACACAAAAGGUGUGAGCAGGGAGCAGAGAGCCAUAAACAGAAGGAACAAACUGGAGUCGUCACUAGUUUCAAGUGGGAUUAAGUACCCAAAAUCUUGUUCUGACAAGAGAGCCUGGAAGCGCAUGAAAAAAGAGAGGUUCGAAUAUCGAAAGGCUCAUGAGGCAUUUCGUAAAUUUGAGGAGAAUCAACGUGCUAUUGCUGUGCAACGAUUCGGUGAACCUUUUCGUGAUAGAGAAGUUUCAAACAUUGCUUUUGAGGAGAAGUCAUUUGGUGAAAUAGUCAAACCUGGUCAAAUAACUUAUCCAAUCAGUACUAAUUAUGUUGUGGAUUUGUCUUCCUUGGUCGUCUCGCUCGCUUUGUUUGAUGGAGAUAAGAUGUUAUUUGCAUGCUCGGGCAUACCUUUACCUCACGGAAGAACUAGAGAAAGCCUAACAACAUUUGUGACAUCAGCACAUUUGGUUAGACAAUUCAACGAGAAUAGAAAUAAAGAUGAUAAGUUGAGGGUUGCAGUGCGCCUUCCUAAUAAUAGAACUACCGAUGGGUUCUUAGGACUAUAUGAUAAAGACAUUGCUAUCGUCACAUGCUAUGGCUUCCUAGGAGUCCGUCCUAUAGAUCUGGAUCUUAUGGCAACACCUUCACCUGGUGAUAGUGUGCAAGCUGCUGGGCGUGCCUUCAACUCUGGCAGUUUGAUGGCCAUGCGUGGAUCUCUGUAUGAGAAACGCCACCUUCAAAACCUGGACCACCUCAACACCUGGGGUUCUGAUAGUCAAGAUAUCUCUAAGGCUGUACUUGGAGGGCCACUUCUGGGGUGCGAUAAUAAAAUUCUUGGGAUAAACUUAGAUAUUUGUGACCCUGGUGAUGCAAAUUUGAGAUGCACAUUCCUAUCAAUGGACUUACUUUGCAAACGCUUGAAGCAUUUUCAGAUAAUCAAGUAUGUCUUCUACACUUAUAGUAUUUAUGAACUAUUUCUUCAGUUAACCUGAUUCAUAUUUGUUCCAAACCCUCUCUCCUAAUCCACUUCCUGUUUAAGGUAAGCCAUUUUUACUAGCAGCAUUGGAGACUUAGGAGUUUUCACAUGGUAACCUUUGGUUUGAAAAUAAUUUGGUUCUUCUUACCCCCUCUCUACUGAAACCAGUUCCAUUGCCAGAUCUUAUGAUGCUAACUUAGUGCCCCUGCUUAAUGUUUUGGUCUAAAUUAGGAAGAAUUAAACAAUUCUUUGUGGCAAUAUGGACAAUGCAACUUGUAUUUGUGACAUGAAUAUGCUCAAUCCUCUCAUCUUUUGUUGAAUAUUUAUGCCUGAUUCCAAGUCAUUAUUUCAUACCUUUAAUUCUUUCACAAGACAAGAUUAGAUUCAUGUGUUGGUAUGAUUGGAUUUUUUUUCCCUGUGUAGUUCCUGUGUUUUAUUUUUGUCAUAACAAGUCAACUAUGUUUUAUUGCAGUCCUAAAAAACUACACUUCCGUGGAUAUACGUUGCCUAAACAUGUAUCAAGCGUAGUUCCUUCAGGGUUUAUGCAAACUAUUUGCAGGUUAAAGUCCUGUGGUUAUCCCAUUCCACCACCUCUUGUGCUCGAAUAAUGCUUUGGUGAAUUACUUCCUUGGAAAGGGUAUCCCUAUCAUCAAACACCCCGUGGCUCUGGGGAGCGUGUCUGGAAUCAACUUCCGAAAGAAAUUGUGACAGAUGUAUCCCGUCGUGUUGUCUCACUUGCUU